CUUGAGCGUUUUAUUAGCUAAUUUGUCAUGACUAUAAAAAAUGAUAUUCAAGUAAAUGAAGGAAAUGAAGAAUUGUUUAUAUUUAAGCUGGGUUCCUUCAAAUUAAUUAUUGGCAACAUUAUUUUAGGAUGUGAUACACACAGAUGCCACCUUGUAAAUUUUCAACUAUAACAUUACAACCAAACAUUACAUCAUAUUGCAUCCAGCCCGUCAUCAAACACAAGUACAUUAUACGAACCUUAAACAUGGCAGAGUUGUGAGAUAUUCGGGAUGAAAGAGAGAGAGAGGUUAGUGUAAAUUAAUAUCCAUAUCCGGUCGUAGGGGGAGAACACAAGGCUGGAGGAAGCUGGUAGGUGCCAGCCUUUACUCUUCACAAGAUUUUUAUGUAGAAACACAAUUAAGGUUUUUAUAAGUUCGUUUCUUAUUACAGUUGUCAUUACUAUUAGUCUUCUUGCACGACGCGAUGAGAGAGAAUGCUGAUUUAUUAAAAUGCGAAAAGUCGUAAUUGAUACCGUUAGAUGAUUAUGUAAGUGGAAAGUGAGUGGGAAUGAGUAAGACCUACCUAGUCAGUAGAUCUAUUGUAGUGUUAUGUGUAAGAUCUUCCUAGAAUGGGCCAAUAGACCUAUUGUAAUGUGUAAGCCGUACCUAGCACGGGCCAGUAGACCUCCUGUAGUGUAAGACCUGCCUGCCAUGGGUCAAUAGACCUACUGUAGUGUUAUGUGUAAGCCUUGCCUAGCAUAGCUAAAUAGACUGCAGUGUUGUGUCAGAAGUACAUGUCUUGUCUGAUGUGUCGCCCCGAGAGAUGUCGACUUGGACAGAUAAUGGCACUGAGAACAAGGCCUUCCCAGUACAAUUAACUCGUAGUACGGUGUCCCAUUCAUGUUGCCAUCACCAUACUACUAACGACAACGUCUUAGCAUUACCAUCACCACCACCACCAUCAUCUAUAAGACCCCAUAAUGGGAGACUUAACAACAGACGCUGUACCCAUGGGAACCCAGACAAACCAAAACUUCGACGAAUUACGAAGAAGAAAUUUGCAACGGGCCCAGCAGGUGUACAACAUCACAGGUAGUACAGGUGUGCAUAUUGGUACUGUUGUUCACAACGUUGUACCCCGGAAGCGACCCCGGGUCACCCCCCAGGACCUGCCUCUCCAGAAAGAGGUCGACGCCCUCAGGAGGUGCAAGCGGGAGAUCAACGAGCAGGAUAAGUUCGUUGUGAGUGAGCACCUGGGGUCUGUGUGGAGGUCCAUGGCUCGCCUAAUGGGGUUCUCACCAGGUCAGGUAGACAACCUGGAGGCUGACUAUCCCCGCUCCGUCGACCGUGUCUACGAACUGCUCACCUGCUGGCACGAUAGAGACGCUCACGAUGCCACCAUUGACAAGUUGACCGAUGUCCUCCUCGCUGUCAAGGCCUACCAUGUGGUCAAGAGACUCAAACCUUAGACAGAUCUGGUGUAAUAAUUGGAGUUGAUCCUACUACCUGGUCUUGAUUCCCGGACCUUCCAGACAGGAGCCAGGUCUGUCACCACCAGGCCACAUAGCGUGCGACACCCGCGUCUGAUCAUUUAUUAGCUAAACUUUAGUGGAUAAUAUACACUCUAAGAUGCAUAAUAACAGUGGAGCACUGUAGUAGGCCUAUUGGCCAAGGUCUAAUUCACACCCAACCACACUUGUAUGCCUGUUUAUUAUAACGUUACCCAAAGUUCUCACCUCAAUGAAGCUGCUUCGAAGUUUGUUCCUCUCUACUACAACUCCAUUGGCAAACCGACUGUUGAUAUUGGAUGUAUAUCUCACAAUCAUAAUUUAAUUAUUGUGGCAAUAUAUUUAAUAGUGGGUCCGUAGGAAACUCAGGAAAGUUGGUGUGUCAGUUCGGUCCUUGUGAAAUAAAUGUACACAGGAUAUCGAGUGAAUUUUAAACUAGUGUCUGAAUAAAUUUUGACAGGAUAGGCAGCAAGUGUAUUUUUUUUUUUGGCUAUUUAUGUGUAUGUCAACAGAUUGAGGAGCUACUUAUACAAUAUUUGGAGUCUGUUAAACAUGGGAGACUAUAAACAAUUAUGUUCGAAUAUAUUUUCUAAUUAUUAUAAAGGUAGGCUUUUUAUUAUGUACAGUAAUAUUUGCCAAAGGUUUCGUAAUGUUGAUUGUAAUUAACUAUUUGGAUAUUUAGUAUUAGCAAAUAUUACGUAUAAACAUACGUGAAUGUAAAAUGUAUAUAUGUAAAGAUCAUCAUUUGCAAAGUGGUGUGGAAAAGGGAAAUAAAAGUGAGAGUAGCUUAGGCCUAGAUAGAGUGAACGCUAUGUGGACCUUAGGUUAGGUUAAGUAAGGUUUGUCAGGAAACAGGACAAGUGUUGCCUGAUGCGGGUUUUAGGCAUAUGAUGAGCCUCCACUGGAGCUUUUAGUCGUCUGAUCGAGGCCUUCCGCUGGCUUACCGGUCCACCCCUUUAAAAAUUAAGAUAAUGAUUAUAAAUGUGGACCUUGCAGAGAGUUAGAAGUGACACAGAAAGAUGCUAGAGCUGGUUCUUAUAUUGUGACGAACUGUGAUGCAUCAAGAGCCUUGAGAGUGUAUUAAAGUGGCUGCAGGUGGUUCACUGUGAGUGGGGACAGCAGGUGGGUUAGAUGGGAAUAAAUGUAUUAUACUUUAUAAGUCUUUUUUUUUAUGUACACACGCUAGGUUAAGAUGGGCGAAAUCUGAAUAUAUUCUAUUGCCUCCGGCGCUGUAUGACCCCCUACAGGUUUAGCGUUCCCGCCCAUGAACUAAUAAAAAAAAGGACCUCCUACAGCCAGGGACCCUAGGUAAAUUAUUAUUAUUAUUAUUAUUAUUAUUAUUAUUAUUAUUAUUAUUAUUAUAUUUCAAGUGUCAGAAAAAACCCAAAAGGUCAAAAUGUGUAAUAAGUUUUCUCGUAAUUUUCAAUAUAUAAUAUUUCUG
Cherax quadricarinatus is the source of this 2928-nucleotide messenger RNA. It is a transcript of the gene imd, whose product is annotated as immune deficiency. Gene Ontology annotation, molecular function: protein binding. Gene Ontology annotation, biological process: signal transduction. NCBI's taxonomy places the organism in Eukaryota, Metazoa, Arthropoda, Malacostraca, Decapoda, Parastacidae. The record is from RefSeq and is a predicted model, not a curated record.